GACCGAGAAUCAUGACAUAGAAAAACUUCCUAUGAUUACAUUACUGGGACUAUUUGUUUGUACUACAAGCUCUCAUAGACUUAUCAAGUCGUAUAUUAUUUCGCACAAAAACAAAACUUCCAUAACAUUGCUAAUCUUAAUUUAUAAAUACACUAGACAAGCUCAAGAACUAUUUCAUUCGAUAUCUAGACGGCUUACUAAUAUGCAUAUUAUAGAAAAUUGUGUAUAAAAAUAAACUUAAUUACAAGUAAUUGAAAAAAAAAUAGAAAAAGAAAUUGAAAAAUGGCGCCGUCUACAGAUUAUGAUGCUCCCAAGUUUUUAACAGAAGAAUAUGUGGAAAAUAUUUUGAAAAAAUAUUUUCAAAAUUCUUCACUAAAAGUAAUCAAUAUAGAGACAACAUCUGCUACAGCAAAAGGUGAAAGUUAUUGCAGUAUAAUGACUAGAACAUUAGUCAAUUACAAAAUAGAUCAAGAGAAAUAUCCGAAACAAAUCCAUUUUAUAGUCAAGUCCACAUAUGAUAAUAAACCUAUGUUAGCUGAUGUUUUACGUUCAUACGAUGUCUACAAUACAGAAAUGCAAAUGUAUGCAAUGGUUUUACCGCAAUUACAACAAAUGCUCCUCGAUACUGGUGACAUGGAUCAGUUGAGUGCCAAAACUAUUCAUGUAGACUAUGAACGUAAUGUUAUAAUAUUUGAGGAUUUAAGAGAACGUAAAUUCACCAUGGCCAAUCGUUUAGAGGGCAUGGACGAAAUACAUGUAAAACUUUGUUUAAGAAAACUUGCCAAAAUGCAUGCUGCAGCAGCUGUUUUAAAUGAACAACAAGUCGGUUCUCUGGAAAAAUUCUCUCAUGGUUUAUUUAAUAAACAUGUCAACUAUUUUGGUGUAUUUUUUGAAAAUGUUCUGAAUGUAGGUGUUAAAUUUGUGGAAUCAGAAUUGGGAAAUUACUACAGAGAUAAACUAUUGAAAUUAAUUCCAUAUAUUGUAGAAUAUUCUACACGUUGUUACGAUUCAAAUUCAAAACAUUUUCAAACAUUAAAUCAUGGUGAUAUGUGGACUAAUAAUAUAAUGGUUCUAUAUAAUAACGAUAAGUAUACUGCAGAUAUUCAAGAUGUUUUAUUAAUAGAUUUUCAAUAUUGUAAUUGGACAUCUCCUGCUAUAGAUCUAUAUUAUUUUCUAUAUUCAUCUACGGAAGACAAUUUACUAUUUAAUCAUCUACCAAAAUUAAUACAAUACUAUCAUCAGGUGUUAUCGGAUAAUUUAAGAAAAUUUAAUUAUAAACAACAUAUACCAACCCUACAGGAACUUAAUGUACAACUGUUGGAAAGAGGAUUUUAUGCUGUUACUUCUUUACUGGUGGUCUUGCCACUCAUGAUCAAUGAUAAAAGCGAGGAUGCUGAUUUUGAAAGUAUAUUGGGCAGUGAUGAGAAGGCAAACAGAUUUCAUAAUGCAUUAUAUUCCAAUCAAAGGGUUCAAAGAAUUAUUAAAGAAAUGUUGCCCAGACUUGAUCAAAUUGGUCUGUUAGAUAUUUGUGAAUGAUAUAAACAUGGCCAACCAUAUAAUACCCUACAUCAUGAGUAUAUUUUAUUUUUUUUAAAUAAACUUUUAUAUUGAAUAUUAACAUAAUUCCAA
Molecule: messenger RNA, 1629 nt
Organism: Lucilia cuprina (Australian sheep blowfly)
Lineage: Eukaryota; Metazoa; Arthropoda; Insecta; Diptera; Calliphoridae
Exons: 2
Coding region: 283-1536 (417 amino acids)
Source: RefSeq, a predicted model, not a curated record